Owenia fusiformis is the source of this 1640-nucleotide messenger RNA. The record is from the annotation of a GenBank genome assembly. NCBI's taxonomy places the organism in Eukaryota, Metazoa, Annelida, Polychaeta, Sabellida, Oweniidae.
AAUUAAUCUCUGCGCAUCUUUUAUCAUCUAAGAUAACUACCACUUAGCAAGUUUACAUCGUACCAUCUGCAAUAAGACUGACCUUUCACACCGAUCACAAAAGUGGAAUCACUUUCAUCAAAAGGCAGCUCGAGAGACGCCAUCUUGAAAUAUGAAUUUGUCGUUUACUUUGUUUUGCGUAUCGGUAUUUGUGGGACUUGCUACUGGAACAAGAACGGUUGUUCUUGAACCAGUAAAAAGUGAACCAGGAUUGGAAAAUGUAGCGUUGAUUUUGGUGCCUGGUGCAUUUCUCAAAGGAGAACAAUAUGAAGCUCUUGGAAGGAGAAUCCAGGCUAUGUCUCCUCAUCGACUCUGGGUGGGUUUAACCACUGACUAUUGGUUUGAUUUCCCAUCUCCACUUCAAAUAGAUGGCGCUGUAAAUGACGCCUUGAAGGAAAUGAAAGGGAAAGGACUCCCAGAGGGGGCAGCAUUAUAUCUUGGAGGGCAUAGUGCAGGAGGUGGAAAUGUUGAAAGUUUUGCAGGGGAAAACACUAAAAUGCUAUCUGGGAUUAUGUUCUUUGGCUCCUAUAUGAAAGGGUCAGAUUUGGUAUCUUACCCUCUACCAGUUUUGACUUUGACUGGAGAUCUUGAUGGUAUGGCAAGGGUCACUAAAAUUGCCCAAGAGUUUAGGAAACUAGAGAAAGCCGUCGAUAAUAACAAGGACGGAGCUCUCGAAUUGAAAUACCCAGUUGUAACUAUGGAUGGCGUGAACCAUGGUCAAUAUGCAACAGGCGAAAUGCCACCUGCCGUGAAGGAAUACGACAUCCCUGCAAGAGUGGAUGGGUCAAUUGCUCAAACCAAAAUGGCUAAUGCGAUAGUUCAAUUUAUGGUGCACACAUUACAAAAACCAACGAAUCUUAUCAAAAAUGCCGCAACAUGGUUGCAAGCAAGAUAUCAGGACAACGAAAAGAGAAUGCAGCCGAUUAUUGAAGCAUUAGAGAUUGAAAACAAUCCAUCGAAUGGAGAGUUAUCACCAUGGGCAGAGAAGGUACAGUACCUUUUAUCUGGAUUAGAGAAGGGAGAUUGGAACAAACUAAAGGUCAAUAGAGCUGUUGAUGAUAACGGUAUUGAAUUCCGAUUCGCGAAGGCAACCAUCUCCAGCACUAAGGAUCAGAGUUCUGUGAAUGUUGUAGCAAAACGGGAUAUGCCAUUUGGGUAUGAAGCGAGUGGACUGUACAAUCAGACUGCUGACGUAAUACAAUUAAAAAUGAUAACUGCAGAAGAAAUAAGAAAGUCAUUGGCAAUGCAACCAGAUCAAACAUUAGAUGUCAGUUGUAAGAAGGUCAACAAGGCAUCCUUGGAAUGGGUGUGGUCAAGGGUAUCAUCUAGUGGAAAACAGAGGUUCGAAGAUACAAACCGCACAAUUGUAUUUCUCGAUGACAAUGUUGUUAGUGAUUAUGAAGAGCAAGGUCUAGACUUUUCCAAAAGAGAAAAAUCAAUUGUCAUCCGAUCGAGCAACUAUGUUGUUGGUAAACAACGAGAAUGCAACCUGUUAUCGCCAGCUAGACUUCUGGAAUUUAUACUGAUAGAUAGCUUAAAAUAGGUAGACAUGUUACCAUGGUAAUAUGGCAGUGAUUAAAUAAUUUUAUGAUACACAGCAA